GUUCCAGUCGUAUACAGAGAUAAAAAGCAAAAGAUCAAUCGCAAAGUGUAAACAGAGACAGUUGUGGCUUGUUUGCACGAAUGAAUAAUGUACAUAGGUUCGACGAAGCUGGCAACUUGCCCCUUAACAAGAAUCGUUAUUUUGGUGUUGUAUGUAACCACCCUUCAACCUACUUCCUCGCUUGCUACUUUAAAUGCAGACGGUGUUGAUAAGUACGUGAUAACGAGAAGAGAUAGAUAUGGUACCGACCUGUUCAAGGUUCUGUACAAAACUGGCUUCCAAUGCCCCUCACAUGUUUGUGUCAACACCUCGGCUUUGGUAAACAAUACCACACCAUGUAGCUGUUCGUGUAAUAUCAACACUCAAACCUUCCUCCCGGAAUUAGGCAGUUGUGGUGAUACAGCUAGUAUAAAAAAAAUGCUGUUUGGAGAUUGCUCAGAAGCACUUGGUAUGGAAAGUAGGAAAAUCAAAAAUUCCCAACUAAAGUCCUCUCGUAGUUUUCCAGGUUUUAGUCCUUCUGAGGGAAGACUAAAUAAUGAUAAGGCCUGGUGUGCUAGAUAUUCUACUGAAGUGUUUUUAGAGAUUGAUUUACUUGAGGUCAGGCAUGUCUCGGCCCUUGCAACUCAAGGAUUCAAAAGGCAAUUCUUCAACUAUGUUAAAACAUUUAACAUAAGGUACAGUUAUGAUGGCAAAACAUGGUUUGAUUACCAAGAUGACAAUGGUGGAACAAAGGAAUUUACUGGAAAUAAUGACACAGACACCAUUAAGUACAAUUACUUCAGAGGGACAUUUGAAACAAGAUUCCUCAAAUUAUAUCCUAAAGACUAUAACACAAGAGCAAAUAAAUGUCUCAGAGUGGAGGUAUAUGGAUGUAAAGACAAUGCUGUUUGCUCUCGUUUCUUUGAGUGGCCCUUUUUUCUGAAAUCCCUCAACCUUGCAAAGGAAGGACAUGUGAAUAUAAAUUCUGCUGAUAGCUAUCAAAGCUGUCAAGUGGUUCCUGGAAGUGCAGCAUACUACAAAUAUCAACUUGGAAACAAGUGGAUGGCAAUAAACCAAGACAUCUUUAAAGUUGAAGAAGUACAAGGCAAACUAGUUUUUAAGUGGGCAGAUACCACAGAUGAAAACAUUUUGGGAAGGAUUGUACAAAUAAAGGUCACUUGUAACUAUUCAGCAGUGGCAUCUAGACCACCUAAAACUGCUUGUCUGAUUUUCAAGACCUCAGGACAAAUAAUUUUGGAUCUAAGCACUACGGCAAAGACAACACCAUAUAUUCCUUUAGUGACCACAGCGACUUCCGAGUUGCAGAUGUAUUUAGUGACAGAACCUGUUGAAGACACAGAUGAAAAAGACACAAGUACGAAUGGAAGCAGCAGUGGAUCUGGAGUUUUGAUUGGUGUUGCUGUGGCAUGUGCAGUUGUGUUUGCAAUUAUCCUUAUUCUCCUCGUUGUAUUUUGCAAGAGGAGAAAAUUGAGUCGAAGGAAACGAAAAAAGCACACAGCAAGGCUUCAUGUUGGUAAGUUUUAUUACUUUCUCUUGCAUGUCUAUUUCGUUCGUCUCCCUUAAACAUGCAUAUGCUUGAUAUGAUCUAUUCUGACUUAUUUUUUGAUUGUAUUAGGUAAUGCAUUCUCUAACCAAGAGGAGGAGGUUAUAAUACCCUUUCCCCCAUCUGAAGGCCGACGAGCUGUUGGUGAAGCAGUUUAUGCAGAAAUAGGAAGUCCGUCGUGCGAGGAAUAUACACUCUUGAAACCUGCACCUGAUAGAUGUCGCUCAAAGUAUCAAAAUCUGAUCAAGCCUAAAGAAGAUCAUUCUGGUUACUUAAUUCCACUGGAAGUAACAGGAUCUGCCGAUUGUCACCCAGAUGGAGCUAUUCUCAGCGAAGUCCAAAGUCCAAAGCCGCCUCAGUA
Pocillopora damicornis (cauliflower coral) is the source of this 1904-nucleotide messenger RNA. RefSeq lists its product as uncharacterized. Gene Ontology annotation, cellular component: plasma membrane. NCBI's taxonomy places the organism in Eukaryota, Metazoa, Cnidaria, Anthozoa, Scleractinia, Pocilloporidae. Gene Ontology annotation, molecular function: signaling receptor activity. The record is from RefSeq and is a predicted model, not a curated record.